AUGCGUUCUCUUCUUACUGACGAGCAUUCCGUCUCUUCUCUAUUUUCUAGUACCAAGGCUGACGGUGAAGAACAUCGAAAAUCUGCGAUACAAAAGACGGCCGGUGAUUCACAAGUGCACCAGGUGUGGAAAGGGUUAUCAAUUGGAAACCUCGCUACGAAGACACCAAAGACUCGAAUGUGGGGGCUUCUGGUGACAAUGCUGCUCUCGCAGGACGUGCAACGACCGCAAGACAAUAGCGAAGCAUGGCGUCAGUUACCUUAUCCGGGCAUGCCUUACGAUCCGAACAGAAGUCAAAGACGGAAAGAUGCGAAGGAUACCGGUGUUCUAUCGAAGAGCGAAUGGAUCAAUUUGAAUGAUUAUCGAAGCGGCUCAGUGGACGAUUCGUUGCCGAAAGAAAGGAACUACAAUGACGCAUACUAUUAUCCGUGUCCUGUGCUCGAUCCGAACAAGAAACAACCGCUGCAACAGCAGCAACAGCAGCUUUUCACCUGUGCGCUUUGUGGCAGGGAAUAUACCUGGAUGUAUAGUUUACGUCGACAUCAGCUACAAUGCGGCAACAAGGAGGCGCGAAAUAAGUGUCACUUCUGCUCGAGAAAAUUUUACAGACACGGCUCCGACCUGAUGAACGAGUUCGAGGCUUUUGAAUCCAAGGAUAUCAAACUGAUUCCGGAAAUCAUUAGGGCACCGUUGGUCUCUUCCAUGCAACACUACUUCUGUGGAGAGUGUGGAAAAGGAUACAAGUGGAUGGCGAAUCUUCGCAGGCAUCAGAGACUCGAAUGCGGAAAAUUACCCAAGCAUCGAAAACGAGCGGACUUGAGCGACUGGUUCGUGAAGCAGGAGAACGAAUACGAGGAGCCGCAAACUUUGUUCGAGUUCGUUGCCAGCAGCUACGAUUUGGCGGAACGAAAGAAGGCUGCAAAGACUGUGAUCUGCGAGGAAUGCGGCAAAAGCUUCUCGAGACUCGACAGUCUUCGGAGACACGAGAAGAAUUAUUGCAGGGUGAAAGGAGACAGAAUGUAUUGCCGUGAGAAGUCAGAGAACUAUUCAGAAAAAGACCAAGAGGACGACGCCGAGGUUUGUGAAAUCUCAUUUCACGGACAAUUACCAAUGAAUUAUUUGCUCUGCGAUUCGUCCAUCUUGAAUUCCGUGGAGACAGGUAUGCUUCGGAAAAACGUGAAGUCUCAUCAGCAAUUUCGAUGCGACGGCUGCGACAGAGCCUACACGCGAAUGGACAGUCUGAAACGACACCAAGCCAAAUGCGAUGCUUCGUUGGAGAAGCUACAGGAGGAAGUCGAGUGGCUACAUCGACAAAAGUUUUAUUGUAAUCAGUGUGGCAAAGGUUACAAAAGGCUGGAUACCUUGAGGAGGCAUCAAAGGCUUGUUUGCGGCGACAAAGAGAGCGCGUCCACAGCCACCGAUAAGUCGGCCACCCAAUAA
Heterotrigona itama is the source of this 1440-nucleotide messenger RNA. NCBI's taxonomy places the organism in Eukaryota, Metazoa, Arthropoda, Insecta, Hymenoptera, Apidae. The record is from the annotation of a GenBank genome assembly.